Molecule: messenger RNA, 1667 nt
Organism: Pecten maximus
Lineage: Eukaryota; Metazoa; Mollusca; Bivalvia; Pectinida; Pectinidae
Product: neurotrypsin-like
Exons: 8
Coding region: 46-1152 (368 amino acids)
Cellular component (GO): membrane
Source: RefSeq, a predicted model, not a curated record
CCCAGUGCCGAAUCGAAGGAGGCGGUGGCUGGCCCGAACUGACCGAUGGAAUCCAUGAAGUUUAUUGUGUUUUCACUUCUUUUAUUUACAGGCGUGGUCCGUACAUCGGUACUCAAUCUCACGGCUGACACCGACCCCGGUGAACAUGUACGUGACGUGUUGGUACCCGUCCGAUUGGUAGAUUCUCCCAAUGAGGGGGAGGGGCGAGUGGAGCUGUUGUACGAAGGCGUAUGGGGGACUGUCUGUGACGUGCUGUUCGGGGUUUCUGAGGCCAACCUCGUCUGUGAGAUACUGGGAUACAGUCACGGCGGACUCCCCAAGCCAAAACUGACAUAUGGAUUUGGGCGUGGCCCUAUCAUGGUUGACCUUGACUGCCCCUGGGAUGCCACAAAUCUCGACCAGUGCAGCCAAACAGGAUGGAGCCAAAACCCUCCGCGAGUCUGUAAUCACGAUGCAGAUGUGGGCGUGGCAUGUAGAACCACCCCACCAGAAGACGUCCCUGUGCGCCUGAUAGGAGGGACUGGACCCAACGAGGGGCGUGUCCAGGUACGACAUGAUGGACAAUGGGGCACAGUUUGUAACCAGGACUGGGACCCGAGGGACGCAGCCGUCAUUUGUCAGCAACUGGGCUAUAGUUAUGGCGGAGAGGCAAUGAUGUGGCCGGCCAGAAAUAAUUUCGGGGCCCGACCCCCAGGGCCUAUUUGGCUAAAUGAAUUGAGUUGUGGUGGCAAAGAGCCUCGCCUUGGGGAGUGUCCAGGCCUUGUUUGGGGUGAGGACGCCCACCACUGCCGUACAAUCUUCAUGGACGCCUCGGUCCGCUGUUACACAGAAAAUAUUCCAGAUUUCCAGAUUCGACUUGUUGGCGGUGAAAACAACCAGACCGGACGUGUGAACAUUUAUCACGGAGGUCGUUGGUGGGACGUAUGUGAUGAUUGGUGGGCCGAUGAUGACGCCAGCGCCGUCUGUCGGACUUUAGGAUACAGGAAAGGAAAUGCGACCUAUGUGCAGUAUAACACAGGAAGGCUGGACGGGUUUGGGUGGGACAUGGUCUACUGUGCCCCUGGGACCACUGAUUUCCGUCACUGCUUUCACCGGGGAUGGGGCAGACACACUUGUUAUUGGUACGAGGUGGCGGGCGUGGUCUGUGAGUAAUAACAAGCAAUAGCCAGGACCAUCAGAAGGACUUGGAAGUUGACAGGUGUAAUGCUGUCAAUGUAGACUUAAUGGACAAGACAGUAAACUUUAGUAUGGUGUGAAUUCAUUUGAGACUCGUGUAUACUACGAUAAAAAUGGAAAGCAGACACAUACAUUUAAGUUUUUACUGCACGCUUAGUGUUACAUAUGAGGGAAGAUAGAGCAAAAAGAUAAUACCUAAGACGGUUAAUUACUGACAGCCAAUGUUACAACAAUACAUAUGUCAUACGCUGCUAUAAGUUAACGAUUUAAGAUAUAUUAUAUUGGAAGAAGUAUAUUUUUCUGUGUGCUGGAUCCACUUUCGUUCAGCACUUUCACCGUCUUGUCCUCGAUGGUGUCCUCUAGACACCCGUCUACAUUAGACCUCAAACAGAGAGACACUUAGUGCAUCACUUCCGUCAUACGGUAUAAACAGCUUUGUUUUAAAGUGUCAUUGUUUCAUUGUAAUUCUAAUAAAUGUUUGUAUUCAUCAG